AUGAGUGACAUGGAGAUUUGCUCUGAAACGGAGAGAAGCAUCGACAACAAGGAGACGGAGGAGGCCUUUUUGGAGUUGGCACAGGACAUCUUCAAUCCCACUCAGAAGGCCAAAGUGGUGGUGUGCUUUUGUCAAGGCGAAACGGUGGCCGGUUUGCUGCGAGCAAUGGACACGUUGCAUCUCCAGGGCAAGGGUUACAUGCUUAUUGGGGCCGAUGGGUGGUCAGAUCGGCAAGAUAUUCUCGGACCUCUGAUCAAUCCCAAGACUGGCGAACGAGCUUUCAGUCGGUUGGCUCAGGGCAGCUUAUCCAUCAAACUCCACUCUCCCGAAGUUAAGGAUUUCGAUGAAUACUUCACCAGCCUGACGCCACAAUCGCAUCAUAACGUGAAUCCCUGGUUCACAGAGUUCUGGGAGCAGAAAUUCGAUUGCUCAAUCAUACCUUCAUCGGAUAGCAAACGCAAGCCCUGCACCGGUAAUGAAAGUUUAAAGAAUUUGCCUUUUCACCAGGAUAACAAGCUGUCUCGUCUAAAUCUGGCUAUUUACGUGGUUGCUCUUGCCCUGCAUCGAGUUCAGGAGAUUGUAUGCGGUGUUGGACGUCCGGGUCUUUGUCCCGGCUUGUUACCUAUAAAUGGUAGCCUUUUGCGACAAGAAUUACUGAAGUCCAACUUUACUGACAGCAACGGUGAUACCAUCUAUUUUGAUGAAAAUGGUGACCCGCCUGCAAGCUACGACUUAAUGAAUUAUCAGCAUUACUUUAAUGAGCGCGGUGAAGAGGUGUUUGACUACGUUCAAGUUGGCCGAUGGCAACACGGACAUCUGGUAAUGCUUCAAGACGAAUUCAUUCAGUGGCAGAGUGAUUUAGCAAAUGCAACAGCUUCUGGUCCAAUUCAGUCAUUUUGUAGUGACCCCUGUGGUGCAUGGGAGGCCAAGGUAGACACAUUUUGGCGUACAGCCUUUUUUACCAAAGAUAAUCUUGCGCACUUAAUAUUUGCCCUUUAA
This is a messenger RNA of Hydatigera taeniaeformis, 999 nucleotides long. Lineage: Eukaryota; Metazoa; Platyhelminthes; Cestoda; Cyclophyllidea; Taeniidae. The record is from the annotation of a GenBank genome assembly.